This is a messenger RNA of Cladophialophora yegresii CBS 114405, 762 nucleotides long. RefSeq lists its product as uncharacterized. NCBI's taxonomy places the organism in Eukaryota, Fungi, Ascomycota, Eurotiomycetes, Chaetothyriales, Herpotrichiellaceae. The transcript has a single exon. The record is from RefSeq and is a predicted model, not a curated record. Bases 1 to 762 code for a protein of 253 amino acids.
AUGGAUUCCAACCCGCUACCUCCCAGGAGUUAUAUGCCCAAGAACCCAGACGGCCCAUUCCCCUACACGCAAGCAGAUCUCACGCCCACAGACCCCGGCAACGACACUUCGUUCUACUCGUCGCCGCGCUUCGUCACGCACAUUGACGACAACGCCAUCGAUAGUCUCCGAAGGUAUUAUGAUACCGUCUUGCCUCGAAGGGGGCGUAUCUUGGACUUCUGCUCCAGCUGGAUCUCGCAUUAUCCGCGCGACGUCGCGGAGGCCGCCGCGUCGGGGGAGGGGCACCUAGAAGUCGUGGGCACGGGGAUGAACGCGCUCGAAUUAAGCGAGAACAAGGCUCUCAAGCGUUGGUCCGUGCAGGAUCUCAACAGUGACCCAGACGUGCGAGUGCCGGGUGCGAGUGCCACGGGUGAGGAGUCGGGGUCGAAGGCAGACCAAAAACUCGACGCCUCGACGUGUGUGGUCUCGAUUGACUAUUUGACGAAGCCCCUGGAGGUGCUGAAGAGCAUUCGACACCACACAAAGGAAGGUGGAAAGGUGCAUCUGAUUAUUUCGAAUCGGUGCUUUCCUACAAAAGUCGUUGGCAGGUGGCUGCAGGUCGACGAGGAGGAUCGGCUGGCCAUGGUGGGCGACUAUCUGUGGUGGUCUGGGUGGCGGAACAUUGAGAUCCAGACGUUGGUCCAGGGAUCGUUCAUGACUGAUCCGUUGUGGGUGGUCAGGGGGGAGAAUACGGGCGAGGUCGCGCAGGCGCGCGGGAAUUGA